Eurytemora carolleeae is the source of this 2338-nucleotide messenger RNA. RefSeq lists its product as uncharacterized. NCBI's taxonomy places the organism in Eukaryota, Metazoa, Arthropoda, Copepoda, Calanoida, Temoridae. Bases 130 to 2103 code for a protein of 657 amino acids. The record is from RefSeq and is a predicted model, not a curated record. The transcript is spliced from 7 exons.
AAAAAAAUCAAGGCAAUAGUUUCAAAUUUUGAUCGCCCAUAGACUAAAGUUUGGCGGGAAGUAGGGAUAUGUAUAUUUCACCCCACUUCAAAAGUUGCAAGCUCCGAGCCGGUACAACAUGUACUGUAUAUGCAUUCAGUUGUAUUGUCCAGUCUGCACUACCUAGUGUAUAGUCGACCUAGCACGGUUUAUGGAACACAUGUAGCCAGACAAGAUCUGCACAGUGCUCCCUGGUCCGAUGGUUUUGUGAACUGCAAUCUUGAAAACUGUCCUGUAAAAGAUAAUCAUACCAUUUGUGUUUGUGGGCAAUUUCGGCAGAUCAAAGCUGAAGAGGAUCGACUAUUUCUGAAGCAGCAAAGGAUCAAACAUCUCGUCAACAAACCAAGUCCAGAACAAAAUUCUUCUGAGAAACCAAAAAAGAAAAAUGAAAAGAAAAAUCGUUAUGUCAUGUCAAAAGCAGAAGAAAAAAGAAUGAUUCUAGAUUUGAUUAAAAACAGGAACAUCACUAAGAUAUAUUCUAAAAAUAAACACGGAAGACGACAUGAAGAAAAACAAUCUCCAGUAGUUGGGAUGGUUCAGGGCUUAACAGAACUAACCAAGGGUACCUCAGUACCCCAGAGUCAAAACCAGACUGAGGUUUCUUUUGCUUCCUCUCUGCCAAAAGACGGGGAACAGAUGGUGAGCAUUGAUGAAAUUAGAUCAAAAAAGGCGGAUAAAAUGUCAACACGGAAACAGAAAAUAUGGGAAAAAGAAGAUAGAGUGAUAGACAUUAAUAUUCAUGAUAAUUCUCCAGACCCAGUAAAUACAGAUUCUGUAACAGAAGAAUCAUUAAAUAAAGAUCUCAUAGAUUUAGAAGAUUUCCCUGAGAUUGAAUACCAAACCAGUUUUUUCCCCCUACAUCCAACAGAAGACUCCAACAAGAUAAAAUAUGUAAAAUCCAAGAAACCGCCGAAAGAAAUAAAAGCUUUCAAAAACUUGUUGGUGCUCAAAGAUGAUGAUCAAUUUACAUAUGAGAAAUUACAAAAACAAUUAGGAGUACAGUUUAUAUUGAUAGGAAAAGACAGAAAGGAAGGAGUUCGAAUUUAUGCAAGGCGAGAGCAAAUCAGUGCUGAUGUGCCCAUCGAAUUCACAGAGAAAAUGGAUGAAAACGUGUCUGAGAUGGAUCAAGAAGAUUCUGUUGAUCAAGAAGAGUUAAUUGAUCAAGAAGAUUCAAUUAUCAACGAAGGUUUAGCGAAUCUUAUUAAAGCAGAACUGACUGGAAUUGAUCCAGAACUAAUUAAAGAUGAUGAGAUGGUUUACAUAAGAAAUAAUGAUUCUGUGACGUAUAAUAGUCGAAGUGAGAACGGAGACAGGCUUAUUUUGAUUGGACAAGACAUGGAACAAAAUGGCAGUAUUUAUGUAGUUCAGAAAAAGGCGUUUGAUUUACCCAAAGAGUAUAUUGAAGAUAUGGAUGAUAUUAAGAAUGUUUUAAAGCAGGAAGGAUUCUCCUCUUUCCUGAAAAUAGAAUCAGAGUUCAAGGAAUUAAAACAGGAAAUGAAGAAUGAGGGAAGUAAUGUAAAGGAUGAAAACAUUGAGGAAUGGAGGGAGUUAAAGGAGGAAAAAAUGGAGAUCCCAGUCGAAGAGAAUGCUCCUUGUUCACCAAGUGAUGAUUCAAGUCAAGAUUUGGAGAUUUUGUAUCAAUCAAGAACUGAAGAUCCGGGUUCAAGCAGUACCUUGCACCCCUGGAGGAGUCAAAGUAUAGUAGUUCAACCAAAGCCUGGAGCUAAAGUUAUCAUGGGAAAAGAUGCAAUUUAUGUUCUCCACGCUACACCAAAUCCGAAUUAUAAACUGAUUCCAAGGCUUCUGAAGAAAAAGGACAAGAAAAAUGAGGAAAAGAAGGAAGAGAAGGACAAGAAAACGGAGAAAAAGAAGGAAGAGAAGAACAAGAAAAAUGAGGAAAAGAAUGAGCUAAAGAAGAAGGCGAUAAAAAAGAUACGUUUAAAAAAGAAUACGAAAAGAAUGAGAAUGAUUCAAUGUGAUGAGUGUAAUGCCUCCUUCCCCUCAAACAUUGAAGAAGCUAAACUGAUAGAGCACAUUAAAAGAUUUCACCAAGAGAAGGCUUGACAGGAUUUGUUUCUGAUAUACUGUACACUGUUCAGUAUCAAAGUGAAUAAAUAUUAAAGUGGAACAAAUUAAGGCAACGACGACAGUUUCUUGGUUUCCUCCAACUCCUCCAACAGCUGACAGCAGAGUGUUCUUCGUCUUCCAAAUUCAAAUAUUCAAAAACUGCUAUUUUGAUAAGCUGUGAUUGUAAGAAUUUCUGAAGUAUCGUUUAUGAAUAUAUAUUUUUAUUAUAAAA